Molecule: messenger RNA, 13067 nt
Organism: Oncorhynchus kisutch (coho salmon)
Lineage: Eukaryota; Metazoa; Chordata; Actinopteri; Salmoniformes; Salmonidae
Product: msx2-interacting protein
Exons: 14
Coding region: 1849-11883 (3344 amino acids)
Molecular function (GO): RNA binding
Source: RefSeq, a predicted model, not a curated record
GUCAGUAAAAAAAAAAAAAGUUUUCUCCCGCAAUCACAUGAUUUCCUUGUUGGGUUAUUAAUAGAACAAGGAGAAUAUAUUCCUUACAGUUUCAUAUUAAGGUAACCUAGGAAACGAGCCCUUCUCCAUCUGCACAGACCUGUCCUUUCUCGCGGGAUCUAAGUGAAAUAUUUAUGCAAAUCUAUUGGUCAUUUAAAGGUAUGGAUAUGAGGUAUUAUCAUUCAAAAUUUCGGAUUUAUUGUGUGAGACGUAUCCUGCUUUCAAGUUGGAUAUUACACCUGUGGGGAAUAUCCUGGUGAGUUUGGAUAUAUCACAUUUGUUGGAAUUUAUCCUGGUGAAUUUUUGGGGGUAAUUAGAUUUUCCGAACCAUGGAUUCUAACCACAAUUUACCUGGGAUCGUCGUGCUUGGAAGUAAAUCGUUGCCUGUGAUGGAUUUAAUACCCCUAUAUUUUCUUGAGAAUUAUUUUCGGACAGGUUCAUUUAUGUAUGGACUAUACAUCAGAAAAGACAGAGCGCAUUUUUUCCCCACUGCUGGACAUAAACUAUUUUUCUGGAUGUCUCCAAACCAAGGAUGUCUGCUUCUUGUCUGGAUUUAAAUAACAUCAUGGACCAAAGGAUGUAAGUUGUCAUUGAAAGGAUGUAAAUUUGCUAGUUAUCAGUCAUCACAGUGCCCCAUCAGUACAUCAUUCACCGCUAAUUGAUCAUUUUCAGACAAGGAAACAAUAUUUUACAGGGUAUUAUUGUAAUUUAGUAAGGUGCUUAUAUCAAAAGGAACUAAAGAGAAACUGAGGAGUAACAGAACACUCAUCAAGAAAUUCCAUGGAAAUAUUUUUGGGGAGAGCGAUGGCCACGAAGACAACUGAAGACAUGCAUUUUGGAUGUACCUGCCUCAUGGAAGAAUGGAUGUAACCCCUGUAUUGGAUGUAAGGAUGUUGGGUAUAGGAUGUACACGUGUAACUGCAUUUCCAUUGCUGGAUUAUUCCGCUCCAGUGUGGAUUUAGCUGUAUAUCCUCUCAGCAUCAAUAUUUGGUUUGGGUUACGAACAAAGAAUAGAUACAUCAGCAUUUUCAGCGAAAAUCGAAUGAAGACUGAAGAGGAUGUCGUCUACACAAAGUGAUGGGAGUAGACGGUCUAUUUUUGCCUUUGGGAUAUGGAAAAGGCCUAUUUUAAGGAAUUAAUUAUCUUGCAGUGGACUAGGAUUAUUCCAUGCAUUUUGGUGAGAGAAGAUGCUGUUUUUUUUACAGGAGUGUAUGCAAACUGGUUUCCUAGUUUUGAAGAGGAAUAAUACCGGUCUCUCUUUUGGACAGUAGUAUGCAGACCAUUCAUGCAUUUUUUGCUUCUUUAUACUAGGUUACCAUAAGCAAAUUGGACAUAUUUUCAGUCUGGCCCAUCUCUAGUGUUAAUUUUGGAAUGCACUGCUAUGUGUGACUCUUUGUUAUUUUUUUCAAAUCAUACCUUUACUACUGCAUCAAUAUUUGUCAUAAGAAAUCCAUUGCUUUGGUUAUUUUGUUUUCUUCUUUUUUCCAUCAAACAAAGAGAUUAAGAAAUUACGGAUUAUACCUCAGAUACCUACCUAACCUGCUGUUCUUCUCGAACGUCGAAGACUGUACGCAUGAUGACAAAAUAAACAUUUUUGCUCCUUUUUUUUCUUCAACAAAAAAAAAAUCCUGCUCACACCAUUCUGUCCUCCUAGAUUGUAUUUGGGAUUAUAGGUUCGGUUACCGCUUUUGGAAAAGCUCAGAGAGCCGGGAACGUGCAUAUGAUCACAGCCCCUAUGGACACCAUGAGCGCGGUGGCACUUUUGAUAGACAGCGUCACUACAACGCAGACUAUUACCGCGAUCGCACCAUGUUUGCAGCUGGAGUUAGCCCGGGGCCAGGAAGUGCCGGUGCUAUGGGUGGGAGCUUUGAAACCCCGGAGCCUCAUUUUGAGUCCAGGAUCCGAGGAGAUCCCUUCACCUUGUCUAGUGCUGCGCGGCGUGACCCCUAUCGAGAUGACCGAGGGCGUCGUGUUGACAGAACUUACCAUCGCCGCAGUCGGUCAUCUCAUUCUUCACAAUCUCGACACCCCUCCCCGCAAAGGACCACGGGGCAAACGCCCAAAGCCCCCCAUUCCCCCAAAAGAGCCCCCCUCUCCCCAGGUAGAGGUCCACGCUCUAGGUCUCGUAGUAGGUCCUCUAGCUCUGAUUCUGUCAGCAGCACCAGCAGUACCGGCAGUGGCAGCAGCGAUUCAAACAGCAGCUCAAGUGAUGGGUCUCAUGCACGCUCUGUUCAGUCCUCUGCUACACAUGCACCCCCCUCUCAGCCGUGCUCUAUGGUAAUGGAAGGUGAUGAACCACGCAGAAGCUUUGGCAUCCGGGUGCAGAACCUACCAGUGCGCUCCACAGACACAAGUUUAAAAGAUGGACUGUUCCAUGAGUUCAAGAAACAUGGGAAAGUGACAUCCGUGCAGAUCCACGGGGCCUUGGAGGACCGAUAUGGUCUGGUGUUCUUCAGACAGCAGGAAGACCAAGAGAAAGCCCUCAACGUCUCCAAAGGAAAGCUUUUCUUCGGCAUGAUGAUUGAGGUUUCUGCCUGGAACGGCCCUGAAACAGAGAGCGAGAAUGAAUUCAGGCCUUUGGAUGGACGGAUUGAUGAAUUUCACCCCAAGGCGACUAGGACCCUGUUUAUCGGCAACUUGGAGAAGACCACCAGUUACCAACAACUACUUGAUAUCUUUCAGCGCUUUGGAGAGAUUGUGGAUAUUGACAUUAAAAAGGUUAAUGGUGUUCCUCAAUACGCCUUUGUGCAGUAUUCUGAUAUUGUCAGUGUCUGCAAAGCUAUAAAGAAGAUGGAUGGAGAGUAUUUGGGGAGCAACCGGCUCAAGCUGGGUUUUGGGAAGAGUAUGCCCACAACAUGUGUUUGGCUGGACGGUUUGGCUUCCAACAUCACAGAGCAAUAUCUCACACGUCACUUCUGCCGCUAUGGACAUGUAGUCAAGGUGGUGUUUGACAGGUUGAAGGGGAUGGCUCUCAUCUUGUAUAACAACACAGAUUUUGCACAGGCAGCUGUCAGGGAGACCAAAGGCUGGAAGAUUGGCGGCAACAAAAUAAAGGUGGAUUUUGCCAGCCAAGAGAGUCAGAUGGCUUUUUAUCGCUCUAUGCAGGCCUCUGGGCAAGACAUUAGAGACUUCUACGAAAUUCCAACUGAAAGAAGAGAGGAACGACCAAGACCUCCAUACCAUGAGUUCUCAGCAGAAAGAGCCUACUUUGAGAAUGCACGCACCCCUGGCACCAUUUACCCCGAAGAUCCUCGCCGAGACUAUCCUGCCCGCAGCCGUGAGCGGUAUUCUGAACUGGAGCACUACCAGGGAGAACACUUUGACCCACGCUACCAUGAAGACCCCCGGGAGUUCAGGGAUUAUCGAGAUCCUUUUGAGCAGGACAUUCGGAAGUACACAUACAUCCAGAGGGAGCGAGAAAGGGAGCGGGAGCGCUUUGAGGCAGACCAUGGCAUGUGGAGCCCCUCUCAUCCACGGCGACCGAUCACCCCUUCUGCCUCCCCUUCACCAUCUGAGCGUGCUCCCAGAGACCCAGAGCGACGGGUCUACAGUCAAUCCUCUGAGCGAAGUGGUAGUUGCAGCUCACUCUCACCACCACGCUUUGACAAGACUGACAAGGCUCCUCCUUUGGAACAUGGAGCCAGCUCUAAGAGUGAGAGGUUGGAAAAAGACAUCCACCUGGUUGAACCUGAGCGUGUUGUUGGGGCUGAGAAGAGCAAGCGGGGGAGACGAAAGGAGAAAGGUGACAAAGAAAAAGGGGAGAAGAGUAAGUCAAGGAAAGCAAAGGUGAAUUCUCCCAGCAUCCCUCCAUCUGAGACAGAGCUAGAACCCAGCCUGGAUGGAGGCUCUGGAAGGGGAAAGGUGUCAGACCAGGACAGCCUUGACAGACAGCGGUAUAAAGGUGACAAUGACCCUCCUUCAGAUCCGACAACGUCAACCUCUCGCCAUGAGCCUGUAAAAAGUGAGAGGCUUGAGUCGGGGAAAGGUGAGAAUGCAGACAAGGAUGGUAAAACACGUUCCAGAAAACACCAAAAAUCUGACACUGGAAAUGAUGGGAAAGAUCCAUCAGUGGAUUCUGAUAGGUUGGCUGCGAGAAAGAGGCGCUUUGGAGAUGCCAGUGGGAGAACCAUUCGACAGAAGAGGAGAAGGCUGGAAGAUGAGGAUGGGAGUCAACCCCAAGACUUUGGAGCUAGCACUGCCUUUACAAAAGAGAUUGAUGGUGACAGAAAGUCUCAGCAAAAAGACUCACAGCGGAGGGAUUCAAGAUCCAAAUCAGAGAGACUGGUGUUUCUUGGCAGUCAUAAAGAGGGUCAGGAUCCUGCAAUGAGAGGACAAGAAGAGCUGCCCGAGGGGAGCAUGGACCCUAUGGACUCAAAACGCCACAGUAUGUCCAGAAGGUUCUCCCAUGAUGGGAACAUGGACCAAGACAAUGCAAGAAAUCAAGAUCCACAGAGCCCUUUCAAAUAUGGUGCACAAGACAAUGACAAGGGUGUCAAGGAAGAGCCUCUGGAUAUUGAUCUCUCCCAAAGUUACCGCAAACAGAUGGAGCAAAGGAGGCUCCACCAACAGCUUCAAGAGCCAGACAAACAAGAAAAAGCUGGGAGUCCACAAGGCUUAGAAACGGAGGACCUGGAACACCGCAGUCUGGUACAUGAAGUGGGCAAGCCACCUCAAGAUGUCACAGAUCAUUUCCCAUCUCAUAAACUCAAGAAACUAGAGCAAUUUGACGCAGAUAUCAGUGCCAAGAGGGGGGACCGUGUCUACAGGAGCUUCCGGCAAAAGAGUGAAGAUCCUGAGUGGCACAACACUGCAUCUCCAGGCUUGCAACACUUCUCUCAUCAUGCUGAGCAGGACUUUGCUGAAUCUUCACAUCUCAGGGAGGUUAAAACGGAGGAUAAAAGCCACCCAGACCUGGAGCUGGCAGUCAAAAGGACACAUACAACGCAAAUGUCCAAGCCAAGCACUCCUUUACAACUUAGUGAAGAAGAGCGGGAAAAACAGUGGGAGAGCAGAGUCAAGCAAGAUUUUUUACCUGACUUAAACUUCUCCAGAGGCAUUGGAAAAAAUACGCACAAUCGCAAGCGUUUGGAGUAUGGAAUUUUGCAAGAUUUGGAGCCUGGGGAAGUACGAUCCGAUUCCGAAGAGGAUAGAGAGCACAAACCACAUUCUCCUAUGCCCUCCACUUCUAUGCCUUUCUCUGACGGGCAACGAGUGGACAGAUUUUCAGACCCCAAGCUUGCCACUUUGGAGAGGAUGAAGUUCUACUCCUUUGCACUUGACCAGACCAUCACACCAGAUACCAAGGCUCUGCUAGAGCGAGCAAAGUCUCUGUCCUCCUCUAGGGAGGACAACUGGUCUUUCUUGGAUUAUGAUUCACACUUUGCUGGUUUGCGCAGCAGGAAAGAUACUGAAAAGGUUGAGUCAGCACCACGGCCUACACCCUCUUGGUACAUGAAGAAGAAGAAAAUUCGCAGUGGUGGGUCUGAAGACAAACUAGAUGACAGGAAGGAAGACCCCAAGCCCAAGCCAGAGGAACAUGAACGCAGGGAACUGUUUGCCUCUCGUUUCCUACACAGCUCAAUCUUUGAGCAGGACUCAAGACGUCUUCAGCACCUAGAGCGAAAGCAUGAGGACCCUGAGCAAAGUCCGGCUCAACAAACUGGUCAGCUAGGCCUGGCAGAUGGGCAGCCUGACACAGAACCAGUUGUCCUCUUCCAUAGCCGCUUUUUAGAGUUCACGCGGCUGCAACAGCAGAAAGACCAACAGUUACAUGAAGUAAAAAGAGCAGAUUCUGUAGAUAGUAAUAGGGUGGCAGAACAGCAACCUCUGCAGUUUCCUAAAACAUCAGAACCGGUCAUGGAUCCAGAGACUAAACCUAUUAGCCCUGCUGAGAACCACAUGAUUUCCCAGCCCCCACUUAUGCCCAAGGAGAUGUCUCCACCUAAGCAAAUGUCUCCACCCCUUCCACCCAAGGGGAUGUCUCCACCCCUUCCACCCAAAGAAAUGUCUCCACCCCUUCCACCCAAGGAAAUGUCUCCACCCCUUCCACCCAAGGAAAUGUCUCCACCCCUUCCACCCAAGGAAAUGUCUCCACCCCUUCCACCCAAGGAAAUGUCUCCACCCCUUCCACCCAAGGAAAUGGCUCCACCCCUUCCACCCAAGGAAAUGGCUCCACCCCUUCCACCCAAGGAAAUGGCUCCACCCCUUCCACCCAAGGAAAUGGCUCCACCCCUUCCACCCAAGGAAAUGGCUCCACCCAAGCACACGUCUCCACCCCUUCCACCCAAGGAUAUGGCUCCACCCAAGCACACGUCUCCACCCCUUCCACCCAAGGAAAUGUCUCCACCCAAGCACACGUCUCCACCCCUUCCACCCAAGGAAAUGUCUCCACCCAAGCACACGUCUCCACCCCUUCCACCCAAGGAAAUGUCUCCACCCAAGCACACGUCUCCACCCCUUCCACCCAAGGAAAUGUCUCCACCCAAGCAUACUUCUCCACCCCUUCCACCCAAGGAAAUGUCUCCACCCCUUCCACCCAAGGAAAUGUUUCCACCUCAUCCACCCAAAGAGAUGUCUCCAAUAGUGGAAACACAUGACCUGUUUACUCCAGAGCCAAAGGGUCCAGAGCCAGCUGCACCCGAACCUUUGACAAAAGAAAACAGAGAAAAUGAACAGCUCCCUCCCCUCCUGCAAAUACCUCCGCAUGAGAUGUUGACCCCUGCUUCUGUUAAUUUAGUAGCCCCUGAGCACAUCCGUUCUGUGAGAAAAGUUAAAAGAACCCCUAGUGGAGAGAAAUCUGAAGAUAUAGCUCAGGAUAUUCAAAUAUUGAACCCAGAGCAGUCUUCCAGCAGUGAUUGCCUUCAUGAAACAUCAGUGAGUAGUUUUGUACCAGAGCCUGAGCUGGCGGCACCUGAAUUACCACCUGAAUUUUUAAGUUCCACACCACCUAACCCUGUUGAGGAGAUGGAGGUUUCAAAAGAUGAUACCAACACUGACAAUACAGACACUCAUACAGAGGUGGAAAAGAAACUUGAACUCAAUCAGACCCAGGUGCUUGUUGAUAAUGAAACCAGUGAUGAGUCAAUUUCACCACCUCAAAAGUCCAAGAACAAAAAGAGUAAGUCUCCUACUCAAGUCCCACUGACUCCUUUGGUUUCAACAACUAGUUCAGAGAAACCACUUACCCGCAAGAGUGAACGCACAAAACGUGCAUCAUCCCCAAGAGCAGAGUCUUCAAAGGGAAACUCCGAUUCCAAAUCCACAGGCAAGUCUCCCAUACAUGGAGCAGACCCUGAACAUGGCACAGAGCAGAGUAUAUCUGUUGGAAGAGCAAGGCGUAGAAAUGUGAAAUCUGUGUAUGCCACCCCAGUUGAGGAAGAUGCCACUAAGGGGGCUGGAAAGGAUGUAACUGAGUCACCCCGCACUGCACGGAAACGAGGUGGAGACAAAGACAAGGAAGCAGCCCCUCAGCAACCGUUAGAGCAGGAUUCCCUUGCACCUAUUACUUCAAGGCGGGGACGUCCCCCUAAGAAUCGGCGACAAGGAGAGGACAUGUUAACAGCUAAAGGGGAUAGAUCGAAAAUGGAGACCAAGGAUACAGACUCCAAUGAAUCAGAGAGUAGUGAAAGAAUUUCAAAAGUGUCAAAAGGCAGACAUUCUCCUCAUGGUCAUAAAGCUUUGGCGAGUCAAUUACCCAUGCCCAUAGCGACUGGAUCAAGUAGGAAGGGGGACAAAACUGAACCACCUGAAGAUGUUUCUCAGCAGAUGGAUUUUACAGAAGACAGUUUGGCCAUGCAGGAUUGCACUGUCUCAUGUAAGGAAGAUACUGUAGCACCAGGUGUGACAAAGAAAGAGGAGAAUGUUAAGCAACAACUAGGAACAGAGAAAUCACGAGAUAAAGACAGGCAGAAAAAGGACCCUGUUGACGAGAAAGCCAGUGUAACUAAAUUUGGCGAGAAAGAGUCUGAACCACCAGUCGUGGAAGAACAGCCUGUAUUGGAGAAAAUGGAGAAGAGUGGGAGAGGAAAAGCUCCACGCUUGACACGGACUCCAAAAUCUCCUGUCCUCAAGAACCUGAAGAUCAGACUAAAUGUCACUGAGGUGAAAGAUUUGCUUCAAAUGGGGGAUGAGGAACCUGAAAAUGGGGAUGAUUCUUCUAAAAAGACCAAACCAGGCGAAUCUACUAAUGACCCAUUAUUAGAGUCUAGCCCAGGAAAAGAUGUGAGUUCUAGCAACGAGGAUAAAGAUGAGAGCACACCAGAAACUAAGCCGCCAAUAGAUCCUAAAACUUUGCUACAACAGGAACAGGAGCUUGAGCAAGCUGUGGAGAACAUUGCUAAACUGACAGACCCAACCCUCCCAGCAGAGUCACCAACUCCACUUGCCCCACUAUCUGCAGAAUUAAAAAUUGACACUGAGGAAGAGAAAUCUGCCAAUCCUGCUAGUGAGUAUGAACUUGCUGCUGCCAUUGAUUCGAUUAUGGGUGAGGAUAUACCCGUCCCUCUGCCUCAAGAGCCGGUAAUUAGUGCUGUUGUGGAUUCAGACCUAGAGAUUCCAUCCUUCGUCCAGCCGACCAAGGGAGCUGAACCUGUUAGUAACAUAUCCCCUAUUCAGGGGGAGUCCUUUUUCCCAACUACACCCAGGAAGGGUGCUAAGGGCAGAGCUAAAACACCGAAACGGUCUAAGAGCCAAAAAUCUAACAAAAAGGACGCUGUAAAAGAAAUUUCAUCAGAACCGGAGAACACCUCUGUUAUCACAUCAGACAGCAUACCCUCUAAUUCACAGCCUGUUCCAGAAACUAUUCCCUCAACCCCAGCUGCCGGUGUCAUUACAACCACCUCUUGGAAGCCUAAAACGGAGCAUUUGGCUCCUAAGGCUAUGGACAUGCCUAAAGAAUCGAAGUUACCUCCAGUCCUUACAGAGCAACCUCCACCUCAACAUCUGAAACCUGUCUGCCCCCAAACAAAAAGUCCCACUCUCCCCAAGCCUCAACAACAACAACCACCACCACCACCUGAGUGCAUCUCACCUUCACUUUCUCCACCCCCAACCCGGCCAAACAUCAGACCCACACAGCCAAGCAGGAUACCAGUUUCCCCACCAGAUUGGCUCAACCAGUCCAAGGACGCAGGUGUCUCUUCCUCUCCUAGAGCAUCAGCAGCUUCCUUUGAGAACCCAGCAAUUCCCUCUGACACUGAGCCCUUGGAGACUGAGCGUAACAACAGUGACUUGCGUAGGAUUCUCAUGAAGCACAAAAAUGUUUCACUCCCAGUCCCAUGCAGUAGUUCUGUUCCUAGCAAUUUGGGCACCUUAUCCCUUAGGGAUCCUCCACACCUACCUGAAAGUAAUACCCCAAUGGUUGCUGUGACGAGUAAGACCUCUCUUAAUGACAACAGGCCUCAUCCAGCUCAGCCUGUAGUCCGGCCCCCAGCCUCACUACCAUCCCCUGAGUCAAAGUCUGUCAUUUCUGUUAUUGCCUCCACUGCCACCUCUGUUAUCAGUCGUGUUUGCAAUCCACCUGACAUGGAGAAGGUUAAUAUGUCAGUUGACAGAAAUCCCGUAGUGGACAUGCCACUUCCCAAGCAGACAUACAGGCCGCCCAGCAUGGAGGACAGGGACAGUGGUUCGUACCAUGGACCAUCAGUUGGCGAGGAGGGUGGAAGUGCUGGGAGGUACUUGGUUGAGAGCUCCGGUCUGGGUACUGGCUCCAGCCCAGGUCUAAGGGUGAAUACCUCAGAGGGAGUGGUGGUGUUGAGUCACUCAGGACAGAUCAAGGAGGGACCACAGAGGAUAAGUGCCAAAAUCAGCCAGAUCCCACCAGCUACUGUAGUUGACAUGGAAUCUCAGCAGCUAGUGUCCAUGCCCCAGAUAAAACAGGAGAUGUAUACCCACUCCCAGUCAAACACUCCAAAGUGUCCUCCAAUACAGACAGACCAUGGGCACCUUAAGACACAACAAACGGUUUCCUCCAUUAAACAAGAAAACACUGGUAUGGAAAAGUUAGAAUCUCCCUACCCAUCAGGGCCUCAAGGAGGAGUCGUGAAGAGGCUUCAGCAGACAGUUGGUAAUCCACAAGUGAUGGGUUACCAUCAUUCAGAGUUCACAAUGUUAUUGAAGCAUCCAAAGAAAGUGGAUGGGGCUGACGCUAUGAACGCUGAUGGGUGUAAACCAUCUUGGACCUCUGCCAUAAGUCCUGCAAUGAGCCCCCACCUGCCCUCUCCGGCUGGCAACCAUGUAGGCUUUGUUCCCGGUUCGGCCACUGACAGAACUCCCUCACAUCUCAGUGGGGUCAAACAGGAGCCCCGUUCUCCUCGCAAGUCAGGCCAUCCACAUUCUCCGUUCACUAAAGUGUCCUCUCCCAUCGGCUCCUCCUCUCCCAAAGGCCUCCCUGGGAUGCUGCCCUCUAGCCUGCCCGCCAUGCAGCAGUAUGUCACCAGUGUCCACCACCCUGAGCAGUCUGUCAUCAUGCAACCUCACAGUGCUCACGGUGGCAUUGGAAGGAUGUCACCCCAUCGUGCCUCCCAAGCAAUCCCCAUGGGGCACCUUGUCCAAGGAGAGGUCAGGGUGAACACGCCACCCCUAUCUGUCAUGAGUUUCGGGAUGCAUGGAGACCCUCUUGCCUCUCCCUGGUCUGGUCCUCUCCAGCAACGCCCCACCUCGCCCCAGGCGGUAGGCAGAGACAUAGUCCUCAAGGUUAACCCUGGGAAUGUGAGGGGCCAUGAGGGAGAGCAAGACGAUGCCAGGCGCUUCCAUCAGGCCACAGGGAGACAAUCUGCCACACAGCUGAAAGCAGAGACUAUGCAGCCGGAUCCCCGUGGGGCUCUACUUAGCGGGCUGCAGCUGGACCCGUACAUGUCGCCCAGGGACUUGCGUGUGCUCAUGCACCACCCUCAGGGAGAGCGCUCGGCCCCAGAGCCACACCAGGGACACAUCCAAGAGACUGUCCCACCCUCCUCAACAUCUACCAACAUCACCUCGUCGAUGUCCCCCAGGGCACAUCUGCUGGCUAAAGGUGUGUCCGAGAAGGAUGUCACAAAGCCACAGGAGGUCAAGAGGCCACACUCUCCUCCAAAGGAUGGGAUGAUGGGGUUUCGGCCAAGUAUGGCCGCCAUGGCGUCGCCCCAAAGGGUGCAGCUGCUGCCAUCGGGGACGGGAGCUUCUUUCUCGGAGUAUCCAGGAAUUUACACCAACACCCGGGCCAUCCAUUCACAGAUCACUGAGACCUCUCCUUUUGGGAUCAACCAGGUACCUCUCAACAUCACUUCUGCCUUAGGUGCAGAUCCCAGCCAGUCACAAGCUGAUGUCAAGGUGAAACAAGUUGGACAGCAACCUGUGAACAUGGUGCAGCUGCUCACGAAGUACCCGAUAGUGUGGCAAGGGCUGCUGGCACUGAAAAAUGACCAGGCUGCUGUCCAGUUGCAUUUUGUCUGUGGCAACAAAGGAUUGGCCCUACGGUCACUGCCCCUACCAGAGGGAGGAUCGCUGCUUCGGAUCGUCCAGAGAAUGAGACUCGAGGCGUCACAACUGGAUGGUGUGGCUAGAAGAAUGACACAGGGGGAGAGUGAGUUCUGUCUCCUGCUUGCCCUGCCAUGUGGACGGGACCAGGAGGAUGUCCUGAACCAGACCCAGGCCCUAAGAACCGCUUUCAUCAACUACCUUCAGGCCAAGCUGGCUGCAGGCAUCAUCAAUGUCCCCAACCCAGGCUCCAAUCAGCCUGCCUACGUGUUGCAGAUAUUCCCACCAUGUGAGUUUUCAGAGAGCCACCUAUCCCGGCUAGCCCCUGACCUCCUCAACCGGAUCUCCAAUAUCUCCCCUCACCUCAUGAUUGUCAUCACCUCUGUUUAAGGAUCCCCCCCUCCCCUCCCCCAGCGGGAAAAGGGAACCACCUCUUUUCUUCAGUGGACGUACUUAACGUUGAGCCUCAGGAACCAAGAGGAAUGGCAGGAUCUUUGCUCCUGGAGACACAGGGAACAUGUAGGAAUAACGUCCUAUUGGAACUUUUACCUUUUCCAUAUCAAUUCUUUUUUCCCUUUUUUUUUGGUCACUCCUGGUAUUUUUGUCCUUCUCAAAAGAGCGAGCUCAGGGAUGGACCAGACCAGAGCCCUAUAUGUGUCCAUUCUUAUUGGACUUUUUUUUUCUUUUUCUGCUGUCUUUGUAUUUAUUGGGGAGUUUUAUUUUUACGUAGGGAGAUACUUUGAUGAAAAGAAUGAGUGACUAACUGUGUGGCCUUUUUUUUCUUCAUCUUUUUAAUGGUUCAUUUUUCAAUUCUUCAUAAGAAAGGAUCAUAGGUCAUUGUACAACAAUGGCAAAAAUAGACAUUUCAACAUGUAUUUAAACAAACGUCAUUUUUCAGCCUAUCCCAUAGAGGAGAAAGAAUUAACCUCAAAAUACUAUUAGGGCACCCUAAUAGGGUCAUGUCUCAAAUGGCUCCCUACUCCUCAUAUAGUGCACUACUUAGGGCUCUGGUCAAAAGUAGUACACAAAGGAAAUAUGUUGCCAUUUGGGACUCAGAUCUUGUAGAGAGGACAGUGUCAGCCUAACCAACCCCUUUGAUUCCACCAGCUCUACUGUUCCAUUUUCUCUCUACUCAAACCAGACGAGGCUCUUCCCUUCCACCUGUUUCAGCAUUAUACGAGCAACAGUGGGAUUAAAGAGUUUUUGGAAUAAUGGACUCUGUAAAUAUUUUAAAUAUUUAAAACGGACUAAAUGGAACUUGAGACGACUUGACACCAAGAGACUUCCAACCAACCGUGGAAAUACAAGAUGGUAAGGUGGGAUUGCUGGGGUUGUAAGGAAGGACGCAGAUGAAACCCCUUGAUUUCGUGGAGUAAAUGCUUCUAAUACAGCAGGUUGGCAAACUCUCGUGUGGAGUUUGCUGAGGGCACAUCACAUUUUGUUACUCCAAUAAAAAAAACAAUCCAGAAAACUUGAACAUUAAAUGAGCUCUUUUAUUUCAUCUGGAUGUCUGUCAUUGUUGUUUCUCUUUGAGAUGCUGUCUGUUUGAAAUAAAUGUUUGAACAUAAUCUGUA